Syzygium oleosum is the source of this 2321-nucleotide messenger RNA. RefSeq names its product zeaxanthin epoxidase, chloroplastic-like. The transcript is spliced from 16 exons. Lineage: Eukaryota; Viridiplantae; Streptophyta; Magnoliopsida; Myrtales; Myrtaceae. Gene Ontology annotation, molecular function: protein binding; FAD binding; zeaxanthin epoxidase activity. The record is from RefSeq and is a predicted model, not a curated record. Gene Ontology annotation, cellular component: membrane; chloroplast. Bases 150 to 2144 code for a protein of 664 amino acids. Gene Ontology annotation, biological process: abscisic acid biosynthetic process.
AGUAUCUACAUGAUUGGCUUCGAUUGGCUCUAUAUCUUUCUCGCUACCUCCAGGAAAAAAGAGAGAAGAAAAUAAGAUAACUCAAACUUUUGCUUCUUGAUUCAAGAAGGAAGGUUCAACCGCUGGCAAAGUAUUGCUGCGCAUAAUCAAUGGCUUCAACUCUGUUUCUCAACUCAAUCCACCCUUCAUCCUCAGUUUCCUCCAAGACCCACUUCUCAAUUCCCAUCUCCAAGGAUCGUCCACUGGAUUUCUCUCCUUGUCACAGCUCAAGAAGUAGCAAAAUCAGUUUACAGAAGAGGAGAUGUACCCAACAAGUGAGAGCCACUGUAGUUGAAUCCCCCGUGGCUCAAGAGGAUAGCUCGGAUGCCAAAGCGGCGCCGAGCAAGAAGCUCCGGGUGCUUGUCGCCGGAGGCGGCAUCGGAGGGCUGGUUGUCGCACUGGCGGCGAAGAAAAAGGGGUUUGAGGUGGUGGUGCUUGAGAAGGACUUGAGUGCAAUUAGAGGGGAGGGACAGUACAGGGGUCCAAUUCAGAUACAGAGCAAUGCGUUGGCUGCUUUGGAGGCUAUUGACAUGGAGGUUGCUGAGGAGGUGAUGAGGACUGGUUGUAUAACUGGGGACAGGAUUAAUGGCCUUGUUGAUGGGGUUUCUGGUACUUGGUAUAUCAAGUUCGAUACAUUCACCCCUGCGGCAGAGCGGGGGCUUCCAGUCACUAGAGUUAUUAGCCGAAUGUCCCUUCAGCAGAUUCUCGCUCGAGCAGUCGGGGAAGAUGUUAUAUUAAAUGACAGUAACGUGGUUGACUUUGAUGAUGAUGGCACAAAGGUUACCGUCAUUCUUGAGAAUGGGCAGCGUUUUGAAGGUGAUCUCCUAAUUGGAGCCGACGGCAUAUGGUCGAAGGUGAGGAAAAGAUUAUUUGGGCCAAAGGAUGCCACCUAUUCAGGCUAUACUUGUUACACCGGCAUUGCAGAUUUUGUACCAGCUGACAUUGAGACUGUCGGGUAUCGAGUAUUUCUGGGACACAAGCAGUAUUUUGUCUCUUCAGAUGUUGGCGCUGGAAAGAUGCAGUGGUACGCAUUUCACGAAGAAGCACCCGGUGGUGUGGAUGGUGCAAAUGGUAAAAAAGAAAGGCUCUUGAAAAUAUUUGAAGGUUGGUGUGAUAAUGUGAUAGAUAUUAUACUUGCCACGGAUGAAGAGGCGAUUCUUCGACGCGACAUUUAUGACCGCACACCGGCUUUUACGUGGGGAAAGGGUCGUGUGACUUUGCUUGGGGAUUCCAUACACGCUAUGCAGCCCAAUAUGGGGCAAGGGGGAUGCAUGGCCAUUGAAGAUGGUUACCAACUCUCCCUGGAGCUUGAGAAGGCAUGGAAAAAUAGCGUUGAAUCUGGGACCCCAAUUGAUGUGAAUGAUGCUCUGAGGAGCUACGAGAAAGCCAGACGGCUAAGAGUUGCUGCCAUCCAUGGAAUGGCAAGAAUGGCUGCAAUAAUGGCCUCGACGUACAAAGCUUAUUUAGGUGUGGGUCUUGGUCCACUCUCGUUUCUGACGAAGCUUCGGAUACCACAUCCUGGAAGAGUUGGUGGAAGAUUCUUUAUAGACAUCGCGAUGCCAUUGAUGCUCAACUGGGUAUUGGGUGGAAACAGCUCGAAACUUGAGGGUAGGCCACCUAGUUGCAGACUCUCAGACAAAGCAAAUGACCAGUUGAGAAGAUGGUUCGAAGAUGAUGAUGCAUUGGAGCGUGCUAUGAAUGGGGAAUGGCUUCUUUUACCAUUUGGAAACAAGACUAGUCCACCGCAACCUAUUUGUUUAAGGAGAGACGAAAGCACAAGCUGCAUUAUUGGGAGCGAACUAAAUGAUGAACUUCCUGGCAUUCCAGUGACAAUACCUUUGCCACAGAUUUCAAAGGUACAUGCUCAAAUCAGCUACAAGGAUGGUGCAUUUUUCGUGACCGAUCUGCGGAGUGAACACGGUACCUGGAUCACCGAUAAUGCAGGGCGUCGGUAUCGUGCAACUCCUAAUUUCCCGGCUAGGAUUCAUCCCUCGGACACCAUCGAGUUUGGUUCAGACAAGAGGGCGAUGUAUCGCGUGAAAGUCGUGAGGUCUCCUACGAAAAUUCCAGAGGCUGAAAGAAGCGGAAUGCUCCAGGUAGCAUGACAUGCCGGAGUCAGACACUCGGUUUGUACAGCGAUUGAUUGAAAAAAACAUCGGAGUCGAAGCGCCAUAGAGCUCGACGAUUUCCAACACAUUUUAGAAUUUCUCACACGGGGAAAGAUGUCAUUGAUUGAUCUCAUAACUAGUAGUGAAAUGAAAGUAUAUUGAUUAGUGAUUCGA